GAGCCGUAAUCAUAAUAAGAGCUUCACCUAAUAUAAACUUUCAGGUGGUAAGAUUUUACAUCUAAAUUCCAACAUGCUCACUUCACGUCCAGCACUCCAUUACCAAAUCAUUGCACAUGCAAGCACCUAAUUAGCUGGUACAAUGUUAAAGGAAUUGCGUAGAUGUUGUUACACAAUCUGCUUGUUGCUGCUCUUGAUUACCACUGGAACCCUAAGUUUUCACCGUUUCGCGGAUGGAUUACAACGCAGGAUCCACGUUUCUGACGACCUUAACGACGUCGUAGACAACGAGGAGGAGGAACAAUGGAGCAACAAGAAGGAAAUCGCCAACUCCGAAUUCGAUCCGCCGCCGAAUGAUGUAAGCAAAAUGAGCCCAAAGGAUAUCCAAGCUGAAAUGAUGAAGAGGGUUCUAGGACCCGUUUUCGGAUUCGUUAAGCUCCGACCUGGAACUCUUCGGACUCCGGUUAUGGUUUCUGAUAUCGCCAAGAGGUGGACCAAUCUGGCAAGAACUGGAGCAAUUGAGACAAAGUUCAUAGGUGUUGAUUUUAGCACGAUCAUGUUCACUAUGGAAAAAGGUCAAGACACUAAACAGUUAAAAGAGUUUUUGCUAGAACAAGAAGAAGCAUAUGAGAUUAAAAUAGGGGACCAACUAUUUCGAAGACCAGGCGACCCUCCGUUUGAAGAAGUUUUCGAGAAGUUCCAAAAUGAGAUAGAGAAGAACAGGCACUCUGAGUUGUAACAAGCCAGAAAACAGACCCUUCUUCUUUCUCCUCUAUUUCGUUUCUAGAUUAGCCGGAAUUUUGUACAUCGGUUCAUUCUUCCAUGCAGCUCAUUUAACCAUUGAUCCUCCAACAACAUCUAUUACCAGACAGGUUACUGGAAAUGGCUCUCUUUUUCCACUGAGUUUUCUGGUUAUGAUCUUAGCUUGUUGCUUUUCUUAUUACCCGACAUAUCAUUCAUGAUCUGUUUGUUACCAGGGGCUUAUUAAGUUAUAGCUCCAUUUGUCAAAUAAGUUAUACAUCUGGAUUCAAUAAAUUGGCUGUAGUACAUAGGAUUGCUGAUAUUUCAACAUUGAA
Molecule: messenger RNA, 1076 nt
Organism: Nicotiana attenuata
Lineage: Eukaryota; Viridiplantae; Streptophyta; Magnoliopsida; Solanales; Solanaceae
Exons: 3
Coding region: 143-739 (198 amino acids)
Biological process (GO): protein folding
Source: RefSeq, a predicted model, not a curated record